UCCCUCUAUAAACUACAACAAAAAUCUAUAGCCAUGGCCAUGGCCAGGGCUCGUUCUUCGUGUACCGCGACGCUAGCCAUUGUUCUGCUCUUAAUGACCCUCGUUGGUGAGUCUUAUGGUCAAUUGAAGGUUGGUUUUUACACUGGAAAGUGUGGGACGAACGACGUCGAGAAAGUUAUAUUCAGCAUUGUCAAGGCAGCUUUCAACAAUGACAGGACAAUUGUAGCAGCCCUUCUUCUAUUACAGUUUCAUGACUGCUUUGUUAGGGGAUGUGAUGCGUCCAUUUUGUUGGAUGGAAGCAACACAGAGAAAACUGCAUGGCCUAAACACAUUGUUAGAGGUUAUGAUAUUAUAGACACAAUCAAGGCAAUUUUGGAGCGAAGGUGCCCACAAGUUGUCUCGUGUGCGGAUAUCAUUGUCAUAUCGACUAGAGUUGCAAUUUUUCUGGCAGGAGGAGUGUGGUACGAUGUCGAAAAUGGAAGAAGAGAUGGUGCCAUUUCACUAGCUAGUGAGGCUACUGCAAACCUUUCUGCAGGAUCAACAACAAUCCAAGUUCCCCAUACUGUUAUAGAAUUUGCUACUAACUUCUUGACUGCUGCACAAAUCAAUGGUGUCGUUUCGACUGCCAUGGAUGCUGCUGUUACUGCAAACCAAUAUACUGAAGGGACAUUUAUCCAAGUUCAAAAUGAUGUUCUAAACUAUGCUAUGAGCACCUUGACUGGUACUCAAAUGAUGACAUUCUUGAGCAUAUACACUAAAGUAGUACAAGAAUUGGGAGGAUCUCAGAAAGCCAAAGAUACACUUGAGAAAAGUGGUCAGCAAAUUUUAACUGAAUCAUCACUUAACACACAAUAUGUCUCGCAAUUCGUUUCUUCGAUGAAGAUACUUGGUAGAACUGGUGUUCUUGCCGGAUCAGAAGGCCAAAUCAGAAAGAAUUGUCGUCGGGUUAAUGAUAGCAUACUUAAGCUUGGGACUCAUGGAUUUUGAAGUGAUCCAUCCCCUUAAUUCUUUCAUUACUGGUUCUCUUUUAUGCAGUUUACAUAUGAAUUGAGUGUGUUUUUAAGUAUGUACUUCCUCCGUUUCCUAAAGAUCUUCCCUCUUUUCGUUUAAGUGCGUUUAUCAUAUGGUCCACCAUUGCAUUAUUAAUUCAAUUUUAC
Messenger RNA from Beta vulgaris subsp. vulgaris (sugar beet), 1157 nucleotides. RefSeq names its product peroxidase 57. The record is from RefSeq and is a predicted model, not a curated record. Lineage: Eukaryota; Viridiplantae; Streptophyta; Magnoliopsida; Caryophyllales; Amaranthaceae. Bases 34 to 987 code for a protein of 317 amino acids. Gene Ontology annotation, cellular component: plant-type cell wall; plasmodesma. The transcript is spliced from 3 exons. Gene Ontology annotation, biological process: response to oxidative stress. Gene Ontology annotation, molecular function: peroxidase activity; heme binding.